Messenger RNA from Exaiptasia diaphana, 1032 nucleotides. Its product is annotated as transmembrane protein 241. The transcript is spliced from 15 exons. Lineage: Eukaryota; Metazoa; Cnidaria; Anthozoa; Actiniaria; Aiptasiidae. Gene Ontology annotation, molecular function: antiporter activity. Gene Ontology annotation, cellular component: Golgi apparatus. The record is from RefSeq and is a predicted model, not a curated record. Bases 60 to 929 code for a protein of 289 amino acids.
UGCCAACAUGGCGGACGAGGGGACAUGUUUUUCUAUUUUGCGUUCUAGCUGGAAUCACAAUGAUAACCAACAAGUAUGUGUUGUCAAUCCUAAAAUUCACAUAUCCGACAAUAUUUCAAAGCUGGCAAACUGGAACUAUAGCAUUGGUUCUUUUAACACUACAUAGCACAGGCUACAUAGAACUGGAUUUGUCUGUAAAUAGAAGUACAUUGCUUGCCUGGUUUCCUGCUGCUCUGUUCUUUACUGGCUCCAUAUAUUCUGGAUCUGUGGCUUUAUCCAGAUUGCCUAUCCCUGUGUUCUGUUCCAUUCAAUAUGUGACAYACAUUUGGGUUUCCUUGGUAGAUGUAUUUAUUCACAAAAAGAUGGUUCAACUUCUCCCUCUUAUAAGUCUAGGCUUUACAUGUCURUCAAGUAUAUUAAUAUCAAGAUCUGAUCCCAAGGCUGAGUACAUGGGUUAUAAGUGGAUGAUGCUCCAUUCUCUCUGCAAAGCUCUAUACAUUUAUUCAGAGAACACUACAAAGCAGAAAUUAAGUGAACUGAAUAAGAUUUUCUACAAUACGUCAUUCAGUAUUGUUAUAUUGAUGGCAAUAAGCGUUAUCACAGGAGAGCUGUACAGAGUAUUAGAAUUCCCUUUCUUGUAUACUAGAUCAUUUCACAUUGGUUGCUUGGCCAGUGGUAUUUUUGGCUCGAUUCUUGGAAUACAAAGAACAGUGUUGAUGAAUCUGGACUACAAACCAAUGUUACCAGCCAUAAAUUCUGUAAAUAAGAUUUUGGUGUGUGGUGUAUCCCUUUUUAUAUUUGAAGCUGAUUUAACGAUUUCAAUGGCAAUUAGCAUAUUAGUUGGUUUAACCAGUGGGCUGCUUUACUCAUUCACUAAAACUGAUGGAGAAACAAAGAAAGACACUCAAAUACAUGUACAAAUCAGCUGACACAUCGUUUGACGCUAUUCAUACAAAAUGGUUUUACGAGCAGAAUGUAUAGUACAAUGACUAUGUUAGUACAAUCAAACAGCUCUGUGACUGAAAACUCAAA